Molecule: messenger RNA, 1233 nt
Organism: Mytilinidion resinicola
Lineage: Eukaryota; Fungi; Ascomycota; Dothideomycetes; Mytilinidiales; Mytilinidiaceae
Exons: 2
Coding region: 1-1233 (410 amino acids)
Source: RefSeq, a predicted model, not a curated record
AUGUUGGCCGGCCCUCCACGCCUCCUGUCGGUUGUCUCCGUCGCCGUUGUAUUGCUGCUAGGCUGGUGGUACAUCAGCCUCGUCCACACCACUUCCUCAACACCUCUCAAGACCGACCAUUCUCCUCCGCCAAAGUCGCCCAAGAAGAACACGGGAUUCAGAGCUAGCGUCGACCCUCUCGACUUCAGCAUCCCUCUCAUAUUCACGCCUGGAACGCCCAAGCCCGCAGGCUCCAACUACUCGCGCAUCCUCGUCCUACCCAAGACCAAAGACGAAGACAUCCACUGGAUCCAUGCCGAGCUCCCAGAAAUCCCACUCGCCGUCUACCAGGUCGACAAUGACACGGCCGAGUACCGCGUUCCCAAGAACAAGGGCCGGGAAGCAAUGGUCUACCUCACCUACCUAAUCGACCACUACAAUGACCUCCCCGACACCAUCAUGUUCUUCCACUCGCACCGCUACGCCUGGCACAACAACAUCCUGAUGGGCCUGGACACCGCGCAAGCCAUCCGCCGCCUCAACGACGCCCGCGUCGCACGCCUGGGAUACAUGAACACGCGCUGCCACACGGACCCAGGCUGCCCAGACUGGAUCCACAUGGACCGGCCCGUCGUCGACUUCGAUGACUUCCACAAGCCCGAAGAGAAGUACUACCGCAAGGGCGUGUGGGACGAGCUACACCCGGGGGCACCCGUGCCGCCAUCGCUAUCCGCGCCGUGCUGCGCGCAGUUCGCGGUGAGCCGGGAGCGCGUGCAGCAGGUGCCGAUUGAGCGGUUCGUGCACUACCGCAAGUGGCUGCUGGAAACGAGCAUGGAUGACCAGUUUUCCGGGCGCGUGUUUGAGUAUAUCUGGCAAUAUAUUUUCACCGGGAAUGCGGUGUAUUGUCCGGCGGUGAGCUCGUGUUAUUGCGAUGGGUAUGGAAUCUGUUUUGGCAGCGAGAAGAAGACGCAGCACUGGUUUGAGGUGAUGGAUGAGCGGAAUAAGUUGUUUGAGGAGUUGAAUGGGCAUAAUAAGGAGAAGGAUAAGGCGGCGGAGGAGGGGAGAGCGUUUGAGUUUACGGAGGAGGUGAAAGCCAGGAUGAAGGAGUUGGAGGAUAAGAUUAGGGCGAUGGAUGCGGAGAUGAAUCAGUCGAGGGAUGCGGCGUAUGAGAGGGGAAAGGUGCUGAAAAAUCAGGAGGCGGAGAGAGAGACGUAUGAUGAUACUCAUAUCUGGGAUAAGGUGGAGCAGAGGUGA